Molecule: messenger RNA, 1779 nt
Organism: Ilyonectria robusta
Lineage: Eukaryota; Fungi; Ascomycota; Sordariomycetes; Hypocreales; Nectriaceae
Product: major facilitator superfamily domain-containing protein
Exons: 4
Coding region: 1-1779 (592 amino acids)
Biological process (GO): transmembrane transport
Cellular component (GO): membrane
Molecular function (GO): transmembrane transporter activity
Source: RefSeq, a predicted model, not a curated record
AUGACACCCGGCGAUAAAACCGAGGCCUCGCCCGCGCCCCCUAUCGGCACCGUUGUCGAUACAAAUUCUUCUCUUUCUGUUUAUGCUGCCGAGCGGAAUGAGAAGGCGGCGGGAAUUGGUUCAUCCGUGCCUGCCACCGCAGUCGAUGCGGGCUCGGAAAAGACUAUUCCGCUCCCGACCUCUAACCUCAACUCCGGCCCCGACGACGACGCCGAUUCUAUUGAAUCUAAAGAUGAACUCGCCCUCUCAAAAGGCCGUUGUAUCGCCCUAGUCGCUACUGUGACAGGAGCUUCGUUUCUCAACACUCUCGCCGGCCAGAGCGUCGUCAUUAUCUUGCCUCAUAUUGGCCGCGAUCUCGACAUCCCCGAUACCCGCCAGCAAUGGAUCGUGUCUUCGUACGUCCUAGCGUUUGGCUGCUUCCUGCUCCUCUGGGGCCGCAUCGCCGACAUCUACGGCAAGCGACUCAUCUUCAUCCUCGGUUCCAUCUGGGUCACCAUAUGCUGCGUCGUGAACCCCUUCUUACCUUCUGAGAUUCCUUUCGAUUUGUUUCGUGCCCUGCACGGUCUUGGAGCUGCUGCGAAUGUUCCUACUGCCAUUGGAAUAUUGGGUACUACGUUCCCUCCUGGAAAGGCUAAGAACUAUGCCUUUAGUGCGUACGCCGCCGGUGCCCCCCUGGGAAGCGUAUGCGGCAACCUCGUCUCUGGUCUUAUUGCCGAAUGGGCCAGCUGGAAAUGGGUCUUUGGUGCUCUCGCCAUCAUGGCUGGGAUAAUCUCCGUCGCCGGCAUCAUGUUCAUCCCCAUUCCCCCGACGCCUCCUGCUGCCCACGGAAGCUUGAGGUCUAAGACGGCCGCCGUCGACUGGAUUGGAGCCACUAUGAUCACCGUCGGUCUGCUGGCCCUCAUGUUCGCCUUGACCGAGGGCAAUGUGGUCGGCUGGAGGACACCUUGGGUUCCAGUCCUCAUAGUUGUAUCCUUCCUCAUCAUUGUGGCCUUUGGGUUCUGGCAGCACUACCUCGAAACUAAGACCACCCGCCCGCCCCUCGUCAAGAUGUCCGUCUUCCAGAACUGGCGCUUCAGUGCCGUUAUGGUUAUUAUGGGCCUCUUCUUCGGCUCGUUCAACAACUACCUCAUAUAUGCUACCUAUUACUUUCAGGACUAUCAAGGCCUGUCUCCCCUGCAGACCAUGCUGCGGUUUAUCCCCACAGGAAUUGGCGGUUUCAUCAUCGCCUUCAUCGUCGCCAACCUUCUUCACCGCAUCCCCACCUUCUUCAUCUUGGCUAGUGGGCAUGCAUGCGUUUGUAUUGCCACGCUUCUCUAUGCUGUACCUAUCCCACCUAGCACAUCUUACUUCGCCUGGGGCUUGCCUGCUAUGAUACUGUCUGUUAUUGGUGCCGACACUGCGUGGCCUUGCCUGACGCUUUACACAUCGCGCGCACUUCCACAGGAAGAUCAGGCCGUUGGCGGCGCCCUCAUCAACGCUACAGGCAUGUUUGGCCGUGCUAUUGCUCUCGCUAUUGCCACGGCGGUACAGUCUUCGACCAUGGCCUCUGCACGAGACGUCGAUAUACAGAAUGUCGGGCCCGUGGAAGCCUGGGAUGGACCAUCGCUCAAGGGCCUUCGCGCUGCUAGCUGGGCGAACUUUGUGAUUGCUGUGCUGGCUCUGGCUCUGGUGGUGGUGACAUUCCGGAGCAUGGAGAUUAUCGGCAAGAAGCCAGAUCGACCAGAUCGGCCAGACGGGAUGAUGAACAGCGACGCUGGAGACGACCUAGAGAGGAGGUGA